This is a messenger RNA of Brachypodium distachyon (stiff brome), 2719 nucleotides long. RefSeq lists its product as uncharacterized. The record is from RefSeq and is a predicted model, not a curated record. Gene Ontology annotation, molecular function: glycosyltransferase activity. NCBI's taxonomy places the organism in Eukaryota, Viridiplantae, Streptophyta, Magnoliopsida, Poales, Poaceae. The transcript has 4 exons. Gene Ontology annotation, cellular component: membrane. The coding region runs from base 433 to 1605 and encodes 390 amino acids.
UGAUGCACCGCUCUCCAUGCCCCGAAAGAGCAAGUACCAUCUUCCCCAAGCAAACACGCGUAAACCCAGUCCACCACCAAACCACGGCCCCUCCGCUCCUGGAGACGACACCCGUGACGGUGACGCGCAGCAGCUCCAGUUCCCCCGAGUCCGCAACUCUGCAUCCACAAACUAACCACCGCCGUUCUCCCCACCACCACCAGCCGCUUCGCUGAAUCCCAAUCCUGCACCGCGCCAACAACCGCCAGCCCCGCCUCCCAGAUCUGGCGCCUGUCCCGGCCUACGUGUUGGCGCUCGGUUCGGUGCCUUCCUGAUCCGACAUCGUGCUGAAGAAGAUGCCAAGCUCGGCCUCAAAUCUGGGAGAUUUCGUCGGGUUCUCCCAGCAGUAGCAGCAGUAGUAGUCGCGAGUUGCGCGCCGGCUGGCUGGCCACGAUGCAGGCGCGGGUGGCGUCCAUGGAGGACAUGAAGGAGGCGAGGCAGGCGGCGCUGGGGCAGGGCAGGGUGUUCCCGACGGGGAUGCUCAAGGUGUUCCUCGGCUUCCUGCUGCUCGGCGUCGGCCUCUCGGCGCUCGGCAUGUACAUGGCGCGGCACACGCUGGCGGCGGCCGCCCCCGCGCUCUUCCGCCCGUGCCUGGGGGGCGCGGCCUCCGGCGGCGCCGACGAGGAGCUAGAGGUGCUGGGGCGGUGGACGCGGCCCCCCGCGCGCGCGCGGCACGCGAUGACGGACGAGGAGCUGCUGUGGCGCGCUUCCUUCGCGCCGCGGGUGCGCCCGUACCCGUUCGCCCGCGUGCCCAAGGUGGCGUUCAUGUUCCUCACGCGCGGCCCGCUGCCGCUCGCACCGCUAUGGGAGCGCUUCUUCCGGGGUCACGAGGGCCGCUACUCCAUCUACGUCCACGCCCUGCCCUCCUACCGCGCCAACUUCACUUCUGACUCCGUUUUCUACCACCGGCAAAUCGCCAGUAAGGUUGCAGAAUGGGGUCAGAUGACAAUGUGUGAUGCUGAGAGACGCUUACUGGCAAAUGCUCUGCUGGACAUAUCCAAUGAGUGGUUUGUGCUUGUGUCUGAGUCAUGUAUUCCCAUAUUUGAUUUCAACACCACGUAUGAAUACUUCCAGAAUUCAAGCCAAAGCUUUGUCAUGGUGUUUGAUGAUCCCGGACCAUAUGGACGGGGCCGGUAUAAUGAUAACAUGACCCCUGAGGUUGAGAUCACACAAUGGCGCAAAGGCUCACAGUGGUUUGAAGUAGACAGAGAACUUGCCAUUGAGAUCGUCAAGGACACACGCUACUACCCAAAAUUCAAGGAGUUCUGCAGGCCUCACUGUUAUGUUGAUGAACACUAUUUCCCUACAAUGCUGACUAUUGAAGCUCCGCAAAGUCUUGCUAACAGAAGUGUCACUUGGGUGGAUUGGUCGAGAGGCGGUGCACAUCCAGCCACGUUUGGUAGGGGAGAUAUCACAGAGGAAUUCUUGAGAAGAGUACAAUCUAAACAUACUUGUUUAUACAAUAAUCAGAAUUCGACGAUGUGCUUUCUGUUUGCUCGGAAGUUUGCUCCAAGUGCGUUGGAACCAUUGUUAGUGUUGGCACCCACUGUGCUCGGUUAUGGUUGAUGUUUAACAUGGGGCCCUGUAAGUUUUGAUAUAUUAGAUCAUGGUAGGAUUACAUCUGUAGAGAAAUGGGCUUAUUUUGAUCGAUGGAAAACCUGUACUCUGCCCACCUCUCACUGGAUCAUUAUACACAAAACUGUAUGAUUAUUUUGUACAGUAACCUGACAGUGGAACACGAGAGCUGUUUCUCUUGGACCAUUGCGCAGUAUAUUUUUUGUUAAUCAGAAAUGUUGAGAUAAAAGUCGGAGGGAAACCCUUCCUAUAUACUCCUAUGGAAGAACGUAAUAGUAUCAAACGGUCUGUCCUGUGACUGGUCCAAAACCCAUGCAGUACUGCAGUUGGUCAGACUUGACCCUGUCUACUUCAUCCAUAUAUAAAAACCUGUGGCCGUAAUCCCUUUCAGAACUUAUAUGUAGGAAUCAAGAGACCACACUGGAGAAGAAACUAGUGGUCAUCUCAUUCUCACCCUAUGGCUCACCCUCUAGGUAAACCGAUGGACACAAUCAGAAGGCCGGUCACAGCAGCUUCAUCGUUUCAUCAAUCAGCAACAAAGCAUCUCCAGCCACUGGUCACCUUGGCCCAGAGGAAUGGAGUUAGCAGGCGGUGCCUCCUCACUCUGCUGGCGUCCGCUGCAGCAAUACCUGAGGCCAGUGAAUCAAGGAAGGCCCUGUUGCAAGAUCAAUAAUUCUGCCUCUCAUAUGUAGAGUACGUGAAGAAAUCGAAGGAAAACAAAGAAAAGAAUGACAAGGAGAGGAUGGAUGACAACUACAAGAGGAAUUACAAGGAUUAUUUCGGUUUUAUGGAAGGCCCUGUUAGAGAGAAGAAAGCCGAGGACCUCACGGAGUCGGAGAAAGGAAUUCUGGCGUGGCUUGACAGAAACAAAUAGCUAUUGACGAGAGCAACACAACCAAGCCAGAGAGCUGAAACAGCUUCUGUCUCACAGUCUCAGGGAGUUAGUAAGCUUUAGCAUGUCGCAGCUCACUUGCAUAAAUCUGGUGAAACUUGUCGGUUCCAUCAUUGUUACCUCAUAUGUGCAGUAGUACAACUAUUUGCUUCGUAUGAUCUGUACUGUAUGAGUCAUUUCACGAAAAUCCCAAAUCUUCGAGGUUUCAGAGCA